Lottia gigantea (owl limpet) is the source of this 1412-nucleotide messenger RNA. RefSeq lists its product as hypothetical. NCBI's taxonomy places the organism in Eukaryota, Metazoa, Mollusca, Gastropoda, Lottiidae. Gene Ontology annotation, biological process: GPI anchor biosynthetic process; protein O-linked glycosylation via mannose. Gene Ontology annotation, cellular component: endoplasmic reticulum membrane. Gene Ontology annotation, molecular function: dolichyl-phosphate beta-D-mannosyltransferase activity. The record is from RefSeq and is a predicted model, not a curated record. The transcript has a single exon. Bases 200 to 922 code for a protein of 240 amino acids.
CGUGAACUAAAGCUGACCAAACAGUUCUUCGAGCUGACCAAACUGAUAUCAAGUCAGGAGUUAACUUACAACUGAUUCAGGGUGUUUGAGCAUGUCGCAAGCAUAGAUAAUAGAUAUUCUGUUCCAUAAUAGUGACACAGACCCCUUGGCCUUAGGCUUUAGUGUGUGGCCUCGACCUUGGGCUUGGCACCAAUCCACCAUGGCUUCCAAACACAAGUACUCAGUUUUAUUGCCGACAUAUAAUGAGCGAGACAAUCUUCCUAUCAUCGUUUGGUUGCUUGUCAAAUAUUUUUCCGAAGGAAAGUAUGAUUAUGAAAUUAUAAUAAUUGAUGAUGGAUCUCCAGAUGGAACAUUAGAAGUUGCCAAAAAAUUGCAAGAAAUUUAUGGAGAAAAAAGAAUUGUUCUGAGACCAAGAGAGAAGAAACUUGGACUGGGUACAGCAUAUAUUCACGGUGUUCAACAUGCCACUGGUGAUUUUGUAUUUAUAAUGGAUGCUGAUAUGUCUCAUCAUCCCAAAUUUAUUUCUCAAUUUAUUGAAAAACAGAUCUCCGGUGACUAUGAUAUUGUGUCUGGUACAAGAUAUGCUGGUGAUGGUGGUGUCCAUGGCUGGAAUUUUAAAAGAAAACUAAUUAGCCGUGGUGCUAAUUAUAUUGUACAAGUGUUACUAAGACCAGGAUGUUCAGAUUGUACAGGAAGUUUCAGGCUGUACAAGAAAGAAAUAUUAGAAAGAUUAGUCAAAGCUUGCAGAUCUAAAGGCUAUGUUUUCCAAAUUGAAAUGAUUAUACAAGCAAGACAUAUGGGAUACUCAGUAGGAGAGGUACCCAUAUCAUUUGUUGAUCGAGUGUUUGGUGAAUCAAAACUUGGUGGACAUGAAAUUGUGGAAUGGUUGAAAGGGAUUUUGUAUUUGUUUGCUACAACUUAAUAUUUACCGUGAAAGUAGAAGUUAUUGCUGUAACAUUAAUUCAAAUAACAUGUUUAUAUGGUUAUUUCAAUAGGCAAUAUAUUCUGAGAUAUAAACAGAAAUAUAUACAGAACACAAUUUUGUGAAAUACUAUUCCAUUGUUGUAAAAAAUAAAUAUGUUCCAUUAUUUAAUGUGAUCUCUACUUGUAAAUGUAGCUUAAAGAUUAUUAUAUACCUGUAUCAUCAAGGUGUGGCCUUUUCCUUAGCGUACAAAAGAAGAUAGAAGAUUCUGGGGUGUAAGUCAUACUUGUGCUUUACUCAAUAAUUUCUUUCAUUUGUAUCCUGCUGACAUGAGAUGGGAUUUAUUCUUAAAUUAUUUGUCUGAAAUAUUUAACAAGUCUCUAUACAAUUUGUUGCACAACCAAAAAUCUCAUCUAAUCAUUCACCAUCCGAUCGUGAUAGGAAAUUAACAGCAAGGCUAUUGGUCUAAAUAAAAUGCUGUCAAAGAGUU